UCGAGAACACGUGAGGGCCCCCUCAUUACAUUAUUGCUGCUGCUGGUGUUGUUACGGGUGAUUUGUUUACUCCGCCCACCUGUGUGUCCUAUAAUAACAGUAUAGCAGCCUCCUCCUCCUCACACGGAGCUCAGCGGCUCCACACACAGCUGUCUCACUGAACAUGGACGCCAACAUUGUUGUUAUGGGGACAGAAAGCGUCGGGAAAUCAGCGCUGACUGUGCGUCUUUUAACUCGAAGAUUCAUCGGAGAGUAUGGAAAUAUUGAAUCCAUCUACAGUCACAGUUAUAUGGUAGAUGGGAGGGAAAUCACUCUCAAUGUUUGGGAUUCACCUUGUUCUGAGGAUUUUUCCAUGGAGACGUCACUCUUUGAGAAGAAGGUCCAGUGGGCAGACGGCUACGUUCUCGUCUACAGCAUCUGCGACAGGGCCAGUUUCAACACCGUCAGCAGGCUCAUUCAGACCAUCAAGUCCACUAAAGACUAUCUGAAAGCAGACAAAGCACCCAUAGUGAUUGUGGGUAACAAGAGGGACCUGCACCAUAGGCGGAUAGUGCUGAGCGAGGAGGGCCAGAUGCUGGCUCUCAACACGGACUGCCUCUUCUACGAGGUGUCAGCGGCCGAGAACUAUCACAGCGUGCUCAUGGUGUUUCACGGGCUGUUGGACAGGGUGAAGGACACCAAGCUGACAAUGAAGAGGCCCCUGGGGUUCAGGGGUAUAGUGAAAAGCAUGUCCGCAGUGUUUGCCAGAAGACGGACAGACUCUUUUUAGUCAGACCACAACAAGACAGAAGACAGAAGAUAUGCAGGAGAGAGGUUACACAUUACGUGUGUUUGACUGGAUGGAUAUCACAGUCUGUCAGUGAACUUUUACCAUGUUAAUGUGCCAAAGGUACUCCAGAAAGAAAAAAAGCCAUUAAGCUUCAUGGAUACAAAGCAAUGUUACAGAUGUUUUUUUGGUGACAGGUUUUGAAGUUAGCUGCACUUCAAGCCACACAAAACUGAUGGAUUACACUCUCAAUCGUUAUACUGAUGCUUGACAUGUAAUACGUAUACUAUUAAGUGCAACAAGGUAUGCAAUAUGUUUAAGCUGUGGCUUAAUUAAAAAGAAGACAUUCUACGCAAAAACUGAAUGUGCCUUUAGCCACGAUAAUCACCAAAGGUUGAAAAAAAAGCUCUUCAAUUCACAAGUGAAACGUUUGUGGAAAAAGUGACUGAUAAGUGCUCAAUCAUGUUGAAGUAAAAAAUACAUAUUUGUAGUAAUUCAAGUCUAAACACCGUAAAGCAAAAUACCAAAGUGUUUUCUAUAUUUAUGAGCUCUGAUAUGUUUAAUUCAUUAAUUAUGGGUCCUGUUUUGUUCGUCUAAACCUGUCUUUAUGUCUUACAAGGAUUUGAAUAAACCAUAAAAUAAGAUUUU
This is a messenger RNA of Etheostoma spectabile (orangethroat darter), 1414 nucleotides long. The record is from RefSeq and is a predicted model, not a curated record. Bases 164 to 769 code for a protein of 201 amino acids. The transcript has 4 exons. Gene Ontology annotation, molecular function: GTPase activity; GTP binding. NCBI's taxonomy places the organism in Eukaryota, Metazoa, Chordata, Actinopteri, Perciformes, Percidae.